AUGGAGGAGGUUGUGAUUGCUGGCAUGUCCGGGAAGCUGCCCGAGUCAGAUAACUUGGAGGAGUUCUGGGCCAACCUCAUCGGUGGUGUGGACAUGGUGACAGACGAUGACAGGAGGUGGAAGGCAGGACUCUACGGUCUGCCCAAGCGGACUGGCAAGCUGAAGGACUUGUCCAAGUUCGACGCCUCCUUCUUCGGGGUCCACCCAAAGCAGGCUCACACGAUGGACCCCCAGCUGCGCUUGCUACUGGAGGUCACCUAUGAGGCCAUCCUGGAUGGAGGCAUCAACCCGGCCUCCCUGCGGGGGACCCACACGGGCGUCUGGGUGGGCGUGAGCGGCUCGGAGGCCUCGGAGGCUCUGAGCCGCGACCCUGAGACUCUCCUGGGCUACAGCAUGGUGGGCUGCCAGCGGGCUAUGAUGGCCAACCGCCUUUCCUUCUUCUUUGAUUUUAAAGGGCCCAGCAUCGCUCUGGACACAGCCUGCUCCUCCAGCCUGAUGGCCCUUCAGAACGCCUACCAGGCUGUCCACCGCGGAGAGUGCCCCGUGGCCAUCGUGGGCGGCAUCAACAUCCUGCUCAAGCCCAACACCUCCGUGCAGUUCAUGAAGCUGGGCAUGCUGAGUCCCGACGGCGCCUGCAAGUCUUUCGAUGAAUCCGGGAAUGGCUACUGCCGUGCGGAGGCUGUGGUGGCCGUUGUGCUGACCACGAAGUCCCUGGCGCGGCGUGUGUACGCCACCAUCCUCAACGCUGGCACCAACACGGACGGCUCCAAGGAGCAAGGUGUGACCUUCCCCUCCGGGGAGGCGCAGGAGCAGCUCAUCCGCUCACUGUACGAGCCGGCGGGGCCGAGCCCAGCGUCCCUCGAGUAUGUCGAGGCCCACGGCACGGGCACCAAGGUGGGAGACCCCCAGGAGCUGAAUAGUAUCGCCCGAGCCCUGUGCGGCACCCGCCGGGAUCCCCUGCUGAUCGGGUCCACCAAGUCGAACAUGGGGCACCCGGAGCCCGCCUCCGGGCUCGUGGCUCUGGUCAAGGUGCUGCUGUCCCUGGAGCAUGGGCUCUGGGUCCCCAACCUCCACUACCACAGCCCGAACCCCGAGAUCCCCGCCCUUCAGGACGGACGGCUGCAGGUGGUGCGUCAGCCCCUGCCCGUCCGCGGAGGCAACGUGGGCAUCAAUUCCUUUGGCUUCGGUGGCUCCAACGUGCACGUCAUCCUCCGGCCCAAUUUGCAGCCCCCCUUGGCGCCCGCCCUGCACGCGGUCCUGCCCCGUCUGCUGCAGGCCAGCGGGCGCACCCCUGAGGCCGUGCAGUGCCUGCUGGAACAAGGCCACCGGCACAGCCAGGAUCUGGCCUUCCUGAGCAUGCUCAAUGACAUCGCGGUCACCUCCCCCAGCACCAUGCCCUUCCGGGGCUACACUGUGCUGGGCAGCAAGGACUGCAGCCAGGAGGUGCAGCAGGUGCCCGCCAGCAAGCGGCCGCUCUGGUUCAUCUGUUCUGGGAUGGGCGCGCAGUGGCGCGGGAUGGGCUUGAGCCUCAUGCGACUGGACAGCUUCCGAGACUCCAUCCUGCGCUCUGACGAGGCCGUGAGGCCCCUGGGACUGCAGGUGUCCGAGCUGCUGCUGAGCUCAGACGAGGCCACCUUCGACGACAACGUGAAGGCCUUCGUGAGCCUCACCGCCAUCCAGAUUGCCCUCAUAGACCUGCUGACUUCCAUGGGUCUGCGGCCUGACGGAAUCAUUGGGCACUCCUUGGGCGAGGUGGCCUGUGGCUACGUGGACGGCUGCAUCUCGCAGGAGGAGGCCAUCCUUGCUGCCUACUGGAGGGGCCAGUGCAUCAGGGAGGCCAACAUCCCGCCAGGGGCCAUGGCAGCUGUGGGCUUGUCCUGGGAGGAGUGUAAGCAGCGCUGUCCCCCCGGCGUCGUGCCCGCCUGCCACAACUCAGAGGACACCGUGACCAUCUCGGGACCUCAGGCUGAGAUGGCUGAGUUCGUGGCAAAGCUGAAGCAGGAGGGCGUGUUUGCCAAGGAGGUGCGGACAGGCGGCAUGGCCUUCCACUCCUACUUCAUGGACCCCAUCGCCCCCACACUGCUUCAGGCGCUCAAGAAGGUGAUCCGGGAGCCUCGACCCCGCUCGGCACGCUGGCUCAGCACCUCCAUCCCCGAGGCCCAGUGGCAGGGCACCCUGGCCCACACAUUCUCAGCGGAGUAUAACGUCAACAACCUGGUGAGCCCCGUGCUGUUCCAGGAGGCGCUGUGGCACGUGCCCGCCGACGCCGUGGUGGUGGAGAUCGCCCCCCACGCCCUGCUGCAGGCCGUUCUCAAGAGAGGCCUCAAGUCCACCUGCACCAUCCUGCCUCUGAUGAAGAAGAACGAGAGGGACAACCUGGAGUUUUUCCUUAACAGCGUGGGCAAGCUGCACUUGUUGGGCUUCAGUGUCAACCCAAAUGGCCUAUUUCCGCCCAUGGAGUUCCCGGUUCCCCGGGGGACCCCUCUGAUCUCCCCUCAUAUCAAGUGGGACCACAGUCAGACCUGGGACGUCCCCUCCGCCUCAGACUUCCCCAGCGGCUCCAGCAGCAGCUCUGCCACCAUCUACAACAUCGACACCAGCCCUGAGUCCCUUGACCACUACCUGGUGGACCACCGUAUCGACGGCCGUGUCCUGUUCCCCGCCACUGGCUACCUGUACCUGGUUUGGAAGACUCUGGCUCGGGCCUUGAGCCAGAACAUGGAGGAGAUGCCUGUAGUGUUUGAGGACGUGACGCUGCACCAGGCUACCAUCCUGCCCAAGACCGGGCCCAUGUCCCUGGAAGUGCAGCUCCUACAGGCUUCCCGAACCUUCGAGGUGUCUGACAACGGCAGCCUGAUAGUGAGCGGGAAGGUCUACCAGUGGGAGGACCCUGACCCCAAGCUGUUCGACAGCCGGGACGGCCUGGGCCCCACGGACCCCACGGCUACAUUCCGCCUGAGCCGGGCGGACGUGUACAAAGAGCUGCGCCUGCACAGCUACGACUACGGCCCUCACUUCCAGGACAUCCUCGAGUCCGACCUGGAAGGCCGCACGGGCCGCCUGCUGUGGAAGGCCAACUGGGUGACGUUCCUGGACGCCAUGCUGCAGAUGUCCAUCCUGGGCAAGGCCCAGCACACCCUGCGCCUGCCCACCCGCAUCACCUCUCUCCACAUCGACCCCGCCACCCACCGGCACAGGGUGUACUCGCUGCAGGACAAUGUCCAAGCGGUCGACGUGGUGGUGAGCAGCUGUCUGCAGAGCACGGUGGCCGGCGGCGUCCUAUUCUCGGGCAUCCACACCUCGGCGGCCCCGCGGCGUCAGCAGGAGCAGUUCGCACCCGUCCUGGAGAAGUUCUGCUUCACGCCGCACACCGAGCAGGGACUCCUGGCUGCGGACGCAUCCUUGCAGGAGGAGCUACAGCUAUGCAGGGGGCUGGCACAGGCACUGCAGACCAAGGUGGCCCAGCAGGGGAUGAAGAUGGUGGUGCCCGGGCUGGACGGAGCCCCGGCCCCCCAGGACUCGCCGCAGCAAGGCCUGCCCCGCCUGCUGGCGGCCGCCUGCCAGCUGCAGCUCAAUGGCAGCCUCCCCCUGGAGCUGGGCCAGCUGGUGGCACAGCAGCGCUCCCUGCUGCAGGACGACCCCCUGCUCAACGGCCUCCUGGCCUCCCCGGCGCUCAGAGCCUGCGUGGACACCACCCUGGAGAACACGGUCGGCUUCAAGAUGAAGGUUGUGGAGGUGCUGGCUGGCGACGGCAACUUGUACUCUCAUGUCCCAGCGCUGCUCACCAUCCAUCCCAUGCUGCAGCUGGACUACACGGCCACAGACCGCCACCCGCAGGCCCUGGAGGCCGCCCAGGCCAAGCUGCAGCAGCUCGGCAUAGCCCAGAGUCAAUGGGACCCCUCGGAGCCCGCCCCUGGCAACCUGGGCACAGCCGACCUCCUUCUGUGUAACUGUGCCGUGGCCAGCCUCGGUGAUCCGGCCACGGCCAUCUGCAACAUGGGGGCCGCUCUCAAGGAGGGCGGCUUCCUGCUACUGCACGCGCUGCUCAAAGGACACCCCGUUGGAGAGAUGGUCGCCUUCCUCACCUGCCCCGAGCCACAGCGAGGCCAGCAGAGCCUCCUAAGCCAGGAUGAGUGGGAGAGGCUGCUGGCUGGCGCGUCCCUGCACCUGGUGGCCCUGAAGAGGUCCUUCUACGGCUCGGUGCUGUUCCUUUGCCGCCGGCCACUCCCGCAGCACACCCCCAUCUUCCUGCCCGUGGAGGACACCAGCUUCCAGUGGGUGGACUCCCUGAAGAGCAUUCUGGCCAACUCCUCCCUCCGGCCCGUGUGGCUGACCGCCACCAGCGGUGUCACCUCAGGCGUCGUGGGCCUGGUGAACUGUCUCCGCAAAGAGCCCGGCGGACACCGGAUCCGGUGCGUCCUGGUGUCCAACCUCAGCAGCACGUCCCACACCCCCAGUUUGGACCCUGGCUCCUCAGAGCUGCAGAAGGUGCUGCAGGGGGACCUCGUGAUGAACGUGUACCGAGAAGGGGCCUGGGGGGCCUUCCGCCAUUUCCUGCUGGAGCGCGGCCUGCCGGAGGAGCAGACCCAGCACGCCUUCGUGAACGUCCUCACCCGGGGGGACCUCUCCUCCAUCCGCUGGGUCUGCUCCCCUCUGCGGCACCCCCAGAUCACUGGCCCUGGUGUCCAUCUCUGUACCGUCUACUAUGCCUCCCUCAACUUCCGAGACAUCAUGCUGGCCACGGGCAAGCUCUCCCCUGAUGCCAUCCCAGGGAAAUGGGCUGCCCACGACUGUUUGCUGGGCAUGGAGUUCUCUGGCCGAGACGCCAGCGGCAAGCGCGUCAUGGGGCUGGUGCCCGCGGAAGGCCUGGCCACCUCGGUCCUGCUCUCUCAGGACUUCCUGUGGGAGGUGCCCUCCAGCUGGACCCUAGAGGAGGCAGCUUCGGUGCCUGUGGUCUACACCACCGCCUACUACGCGAUGGUGGUGCGGGGGCGCUUGCAGCCUGGGGAGACAGUGCUCAUCCACUCGGGCUCAGGGGGCGUGGGCCAGGCUGCCAUCGCAAUCGCCCUCAGCCUGGGCUGCCGUGUCUUCACUACUGUGGGGUCAGCCAAGAAGCAAGCGUACCUGCAGGCCAGGUUCCCCCAGCUCAACGCCACCAGCUUCGCCAACUCCCGGGACACGUCCUUCGAACAGCACGUGCUGCGCCACACGGCAGGGAAGGGUGUGGACGUGGUCCUGAAUUCUCUGGCGGAAGAGAAGCUGCAGGCCAGCGUGCGGUGCCUGGCCCAGCAUGGCCGGUUCCUGGAAAUCGGCAAAUUCGACCUUUCCAACAAUCACCAGCUGGGCAUGGCCAUCUUCCUGAAGAACGUGUCCUUCCACGGGAUCCUGCUGGACGCGGUCAUGGACGGCGCAGAUGCCACCUGGCAGGAGGUGGCGGCGUUGCUGAAGGCGGGCAUCCGGGACGGUGUGGUGCAGCCCCUCAAGCGCACCGUGUUCCCCAAGGAGCAGGUGGAGGACGCGUUCCGUUACAUGGCCCAAGGGAAGCACAUCGGCAAAGUGGUCAUCCAGGUGCGCAAGGAGGAGCCAGAGGGGGUGCUGCGGGAGGCGAGCCCCACCUCCAUCGCCGCUGUGUCCAGGACCUUCUGCCCGGCCCACAAGAGCUACGUCAUCACCGGGGGCCUGGGCGGCUUCGGCCUGGAGCUGGCCCAGUGGCUCGUGCUGCGAGGGGCCCAGAAACUCGUGCUGACUUCUCGCUCUGGAAUCCGCACAGGCUACCAGGCCAAGCAGGUCCGUGAAUGGAGGCGUCAGGGCGUGCAGGUCCUGGUGUCCACCACCGACGCCAGCUCGCUGGACGGGGCCCAGCGCCUCAUCGACGAGGCCACGCAGCUGGGGCCCCUGGGAGGCGUCUUUAACCUGGCUGUGGUCCUGAGGGACGCCGUGCUGGAGAACCAGACCCCCGAGCGCUUCCAGGACGUCAGCAAGCCCAAGUACAGCAGCACCGUGAACCUAGACAGGGUGACCCGAGCUGCGUGCCCCGAGCUCGACUACUUCGUGGUCUUCUCCUCCGUGAGCUGCGGGCGUGGCAACGCCGGCCAGACCAACUACGGCUUUGCCAACUCCGCCAUGGAGCGCGUGUGCGAGAAACGCCACCAUGACGGCCUCCCGGGCCUCGCCAUUCAGUGGGGUGCCAUCGGUGACGUCGGCCUCGUCGUGGACAGCCUGGGUUCCAAUGACGCGGUCGUCAGCGGGACGCUGCCCCAGCGGAUCACCUCCUGCUUAGAGGUGCUGGACCUCUUUCUGAGCCAGCCCUACGCUGUCCUGAGCAGCUUCGUGCUGGCCGAGAAGAAGGCCACCAUCCUGGGGGAUGGCGCUGACCGGCAGGACCUCACGAAGGCCGUGGCCCACAUCCUGGGCAUCCGAGACUUGGCCACCGUCAACCUGGACAGCUCGCUGGCGGACCUGGGCCUGGACUCGCUCAUGGGCGUGGAGGUGCGCCAGAUCCUGGAGCGGGAGCAAGACCUGGUGAUGUCCAUGCGGGACAUCCGGCACCUCACGCUCCGGAAGCUGCAAGAGCUCUCCGUGAAGGCGGGCACAGCUAACGAGCUGGCAGCCCCUGCGCCCAAGGAGGACAUUCCUGCCAGCGGGCAGGCCCCGCUGAGCCUGAGCACCCUGCUGGUAAACCCCGAGGGCCCAACCUUGACGCAGCUCAACUGCGUGCAGAGCUCCGAGCGCCCCCUGUUCCUGGUGCAUCCCAUCGAGGGCUCCAUCACUGUGUUCCACAGCCUGGCGUCUAAGCUCAGCAUCCCCACCUACGGCUUGCAGUGCACACGAGCUGCGCCCCUGGACAGCAUCCAGAGUCUGGCCGCCUACUACAUCGAGUGCAUCAGGCAGGUGCAGCCGGAGGGGCCCUACCGCAUCGCCGGCUACUCCUACGGGGCCUGCGUGGCCUUCGAGAUGUGUUCGCAGCUGCAGGCCGCGCAGCAGAGCCCCGCCUCCGCGCACAACAGCCUCUUCCUGUUCGACGGCUCACACACCUACGUGCUGGCCUACACACAGGGCUACCGCGCGAAGCUGACCACUGGUUGUGAGGCCGAGGCCGAGGCCGAGGCUAUGUGCUUCUUCAUGCAGCAGUUCACCGACAUAGAGCACAACAGGGUGCUGGAGGCGCUGCUGCCCCUCAGGGGCCUGGAGGAGCGCGUGGCGGCCGCCGUGGACCUGAUCGUGCGCAGCCACGCGGCCCUGGACCGCCGCGAGCUCAGCUUCGCCGCGCGCUCCUUCUACCACAAGCUGCGAGCCGCUGAGCAGUACAUGCCGCGGACCACCUACCACGGCAACGUGACACUGCUGCGCGCCAAGACGGGCGGCAUGUACGGCGAGGGCCUGGGCGCCGACUACAACCUGUCCCAGGUGUGCGACGGCAAGGUGUCCGUGCACGUGAUCGAGGGCGACCACCGCACGCUGCUGGAGGGCAGCGGCCUGGAGUCCAUCCUCAGCAUCAUCCACAGCUCCCUGGCCGAGCCGCGCGUCAGCGUCCGGGAGGGCUAGGCGACCUCCCCCACGGCCGGGGCAGGUCCUGCCGGUGGGACCCCCCCCCCCCCCCCCCCCCCCCCCCCCCCCC
Messenger RNA from Suricata suricatta (meerkat), 7618 nucleotides. RefSeq names its product fatty acid synthase (gene FASN). Gene Ontology annotation, molecular function: fatty acid synthase activity; phosphopantetheine binding; oxidoreductase activity. The record is from RefSeq and is a predicted model, not a curated record. Gene Ontology annotation, cellular component: cytoplasm. Gene Ontology annotation, biological process: fatty acid biosynthetic process. The transcript has 41 exons. NCBI's taxonomy places the organism in Eukaryota, Metazoa, Chordata, Mammalia, Carnivora, Herpestidae. Bases 1 to 7545 code for a protein of 2514 amino acids.